This is a messenger RNA of Botrytis sinoallii, 1467 nucleotides long. RefSeq lists its product as uncharacterized. Bases 1 to 1467 code for a protein of 488 amino acids. The record is from RefSeq and is a predicted model, not a curated record. The transcript has 2 exons. NCBI's taxonomy places the organism in Eukaryota, Fungi, Ascomycota, Leotiomycetes, Helotiales, Sclerotiniaceae.
AUGCAAAAUUAUUCACAAGAGCAGCUAGAGAAAGCACGGCAGUUUAUAGAUGAUUUGCGGUAUGAAAAUGGCGGCAUUACAAAAGAUGAUCGAGAAUUUCUCGAGCGAAAAAGACCUGGGGUCCUAAAAUCAUUUGAUAACAUCCGAAGAAAACUUGGUGCAUCGACUCAAAUUCUGGCCGAGCAGCUAUAUCAGAAGUCUAUCCGCUUUGUUUACGAGCUCAUUCAAAAUGAUGAAGACAACAAAUAUACAAUCACAACGCAAUCGCCUCACCUGUCUUUCACUCUGCAAUCAGACCGCAUCAUCAUAGACUCCAACGGAGAUGGCUUCACUCAAAAGGACAUUAAAGCCAUCUGUUCCAUCGGUGAGAGUACCAAAACAUCCAUCCAAGGCUACAUUGGGGAGAAGGUAAUCGGGUUUAAAUCAGUUUUCAACGUUGCUCAUAAAGUUCAUAUCCAGUCUGGCCCCUACUCAUUUGCACUCGAGUAUCGCAAAGGGGAUUCUAUAGAUCGUGGACUUGGUAUGGUUACACCGCUGAGUGAGAGACUAUAUGAGCUUCCCGGUGAUGUUCGAACAAGGACGAUUUUGUACCUUCAUGAGGAUGAAGAUCGAGAGGCACUGUGCCAAGACUUGAUCAAAUUGCCAGACACGUUGUUACUCUUUCUCAAAAAUCUACAGCAAUUGACUGUGAGAUUUGAACUUCCUGAUCAGGUCAUUCAAAAGAUGCAAUAUUCACUAACACGCUCAGACAAAAGUCACUUCAACAAUAAACUUCAAAUAAAGGCUGCAAUCACAGGUACAGAUAGCAUAGACACAUCUAAGAGCUUCUGGGUCAAGAAGCACCGCGCUUUCAAUCUACCUCUCGAUCCCGCUCGUCAACAUAUUUAUGAAGCUGAAGUCGUACACGCCUUUCCUAUAGACGAAUAUGCUGUCCCAGUUAUUGAAAAUCAAGAUGAUUACGCUUUUCUUUCGUUGAGAAAGGUUGGAUACAAGGUUAUUCAAGCCCACCAACUCCUACUGGUCUAUGUUGAAGCUAACUUGGAUUGUCAGUUUCUUAUCCAAUCCGACUUCGUUACCAAGACCAGUCGCGAGGAUGUUGUAGUUUCUGUGUGGAACAAAAGGCUUCUUGAGGAAGUAGUCGUAGCGUUUCGUAACGCAAUCAGUGGGCCUAAUGGAUUCCUUGAGCACGAUACACUCCGAUACAGCUGGAUCAGAUAUAUACCCAGAGAUAUUAUUGCAGAUGAAUUUUGGGGCCUCUUACAAGCUCGCUUAUACAAUGAACUUUGCAUUAGUAAAGUUUUCUACUCCAUGGAUGGAUCUUGCUGGAAACCCAAUCAGUUGCGAAUCUUACUGGACUUCUUUCGAGAUGAGUAUAGCAAUCCGCUUCUUGCAGAUCUCGCCGUAGGAGAAACCGCAUACGUCUCAGAAUCUUACAAUGUUGCUAUUGAUAUUCCAAUCUUGCAGUAG